AUGUCGUCCCCCAACCCUGAGGAUGUCCCCCAGGAAGGUGAGCCAGAGCCGUCAAGCUCCAAGAAGAAAAAGAAGAAAAGAAGGUGGCCACAGCAAAAGGCCAGCAUCCAAGCCUUCACCCGGGCUGGACAUGGGGCCCUGCAGGCUGGCCAGAACCACGAGGCCUUGACCAGCUUCCAAAGGGCCUUCCUUCUGGCCUCCAAGGCUCCACACACCAGAGAUAUCCCUGUGCUGCGGGCCUGUGCAUUCAACCUGGGCGCAGCCUAUGUGGAGACAGGAGACCCCGCUACAGGCCUCGAGCUGCUCCUGCGAGCCCAACCUGAGGAGAAGGCACAGGGCAGGCAUCAUGGCGACCAGUGUUUUAACGUGGCUUUGGCCUACCAUGCCCUCGGCGAGCUGCCUCAAGCUUUGGCCUGGUACCACAGGGCUCUGGGCCACUACCAGCCACAGGGCGACCAGGGGGAAGCCCAGGCAAAAAUGGGUGCCUGCUACCAAGCUCUGGGAGAGCCCAAGCUUGCAGCUCGCUGCCUGCGGGAAGCAAGUCAGGCCUAUGCCCAAGCAAGGCGGCCCCGGGCCGCAGCACUGGCCCUGGGGGCUGCAGCAGGGUGUAUGCUGAAGAGCGGACAGCACGGGGUAGGUGAAGUUCUGCAGGUGCUGGAGGAGAGCCGGAGGCUGGCUGAGAGCAGCUCUGAGCAGGGACUGCUGGGGCACCUCUACAAUGACCUAGGCCUGGGCUACUCCCAGCUCCAGCUGUUCCCACUAGCCGUGGAGGCCUUCCUGCAGGCCUUGCCCCUGUGCCGGACGCCAGGAGAGCAGGCCACAGUGCUGAGAAACCUUGGGAUGGCCCACACCGCUCUCGGCAACUAUCCAGAAGCUCGAGACUUUCACCAGAAGGCUGCCGACCUGCAUGGCUCUGUGGGGCAGCGGUGGGAGCAGGGCCGGAGCUUCGGCAGCCUGGCCUUUGCGCUGAGCCAGUUGGGGGACCACACAACCGCCAGAGACAACUACCUGCAUGCCCUGCAGGCUGCACGGGACGCUGGGGACGUGAAGGGGCAGUGGCAAGCCUGUGAGGGGCUGGGGGCUGCUGCGGCCAGACUGGGACAGUAUGACCAGGCCUUGAAGUACUACAAGGAAGCGCUGGCCCAAUGUCAGAAGGAGUCAGAUUCGGUGCGAGAACGGCUGGUGGCCAAGCUAGCUGACGCCAUGAGGACCCACUUGGCCCAGGUGAGGCUGGUCGACUCACACCUUGUUCCAGGAACACUGAAUCACUCCCACCAUCUACCCUCUAGUCGGCCCGUGUGUACCAAGCACCAACCCUGGAGAGGUCGGUCCUUGGCACCCUCCGUGCAUAGUCCAGGACCGGGGGCCCGUCUUCCAUUUGGAGGUCCAGGCCCUCCCAGAGUGGAGUACCCUGGCACCCUGGUACCCGAUGGCCCUCAAGCCAACAGGUCAGCCACGUGGCCCAGGGAAGCCCUCAGCAGGAGCCCUCAGAGGAAGCCCACUACAUCUGGCUUCUGCACCAUCAUGUGA
Messenger RNA from Carlito syrichta (Philippine tarsier), 1530 nucleotides. RefSeq names its product tetratricopeptide repeat domain 24 (gene TTC24). NCBI's taxonomy places the organism in Eukaryota, Metazoa, Chordata, Mammalia, Primates, Tarsiidae. The transcript is spliced from 8 exons. The record is from RefSeq and is a predicted model, not a curated record. Bases 1 to 1530 code for a protein of 509 amino acids. Gene Ontology annotation, molecular function: identical protein binding.